Cajanus cajan (pigeon pea) is the source of this 2697-nucleotide messenger RNA. Its product is annotated as G-type lectin S-receptor-like serine/threonine-protein kinase At4g27290. NCBI's taxonomy places the organism in Eukaryota, Viridiplantae, Streptophyta, Magnoliopsida, Fabales, Fabaceae. Gene Ontology annotation, molecular function: protein serine/threonine kinase activity; ATP binding. Gene Ontology annotation, biological process: protein phosphorylation; recognition of pollen. Gene Ontology annotation, cellular component: plasma membrane. The record is from RefSeq and is a predicted model, not a curated record.
CUAGGCCAGAGACAAUGUAAUUCACUUUGUACCAAUAAUUUACCAAAGCAAUGGCCCCUCUCACAUUAACGCUUCUUUUUGCCAAACUACUCAUAUUGUCCCCUUCAACUUCAUCUGCAUCCGAUACCAUUAACGGUUUGCAGUCCCUUACUGAUGGCACUACCUUGGUCUCAAAAGAUGGAACUUUUGAAAUGGGUUUCUUCAGUCCAAGCAAUAGUAACCGCUACCUUGGAAUCUGGUACAAAAGUAUCCCAGUUAGAACCGUUGUUUGGGUUGCCAACCGUGAAAACCCGGUUAAGGACAAAACCAGCAAGUUGAGCAUAAGCACACAAGGAAAACUUGUGAUCCUUAGCAACAACAAUACUCUUGUUUGGUCAGCAAACUCAACUGACAAAACACAUUCCAUGAGCCUAAUUGUUCAGCUUUUAGACUCAGGGAACUUGGUACUAAGAGAUGAGAAAGACACAGAUUCAGAAAACUACUUGUGGCAAAGUUUUGACUACCCUUGUGAUACUUUUUUGCCAGGAAUGAAGAUUGGAUGGAACCUUAAAAAGGGUCUUGACCGGCGUUUAACGGCGUGGAAGAAUUGGGAUGAUCCUUCUCCAGGGGACUUCACUUGGGGUAUGGUGCUUAGUAACAAUCGUGAAUUGGUUAUGUGGAAAGGUUCUAAAGAGUAUUAUAGGAGUGGCCCAUGGAAUGGUGUUAGAUUCAGUGGCAAAACCACUCCACUUUUUAACUUGGAAUUUGAGUCGUCUCCUGAUGAAGUGUUUUACAGAUACAACCAGAAGAAUAAGUCAUUGAUUACAAGAGUUGUUUUGAACCAAACCCUUUAUUCUCGCCAGCGCUAUAAUUGGAUUGAAGGCAACCAAACGUGGAGUCAUUAUUCAUCAGUGCCUACAGACAAAUGUGACGACUACAAUCUUUGUGGUCCAAAUGGGAAAUGUAUUGUGACUGAGUCACCACCCUGCCAGUGUUUAAGGGGCUUCAAGCCAAAAUCAGUUCAGAAUUAUGAGGCAUUGGAUUGGAGUCAAGGUUGUGUGCUUAGUGAACCGUGGAGCUGUGAAGUAAAAAACAAAGCUGGUUUUGAAAAAUUUAGUGGGUUGAAAUUGCCAGAUACUGCAGGGUCUUGGGUUGAUGAAAAUUUGUCACUUGAGGAUUGCAAGGCUAAAUGCUUGCAAAACUGUUCUUGCACUGCAUAUUCAAGUUUAGAUAUCAGAGAUGGUAGUGGUUGUAUCAUUUGGUUUGGAGCUUUGCUUGACUUAAGGGUGGCUUCACUUCCCGGGCAAGAUCUAUAUAUUCGAAUGGUUGCUUCAGAAACUGAAAAGGGAAGGCAUAAGAAAGUGGUCGCAGUGGUGAUUCCGAUUAUUCUCUUGGCUUUUGUGAUUGUUUUCAUUUUCAUAUAUAAGUACUGGCGGAAAAGAAAGCUUGGAGAAAAAUCAUCAGAAUUCGAAGAAAAGAAAUACGAAGACUCAUGUGAAGAAGACUUGGAGCUUCCUUUCUUUGAUUUUGCUACAAUAGUCCGUGCCACUAAUGACUUCUCAUGUGACAAGAGGCUCGGCCAAGGUGGUUUUGGACCUGUGUAUAGGGGUACGCUAGAAAAUGGACAAGAGAUUGCUGCGAAGAGGCUUUCAAAUAAUACUGGACAAGGACCGAAAGAAUUUAAGAAUGAAGUUAUAUUAUGUUCCAAACUUCAACACCGAAAUCUUGUUAAGCUUCUUGGUUGUUCCAUCCAAGAAGAGGAAAAAGUGCUCAUCUAUGAAUACAUGCCUAAUAAAAGUCUAGAUUCCUUUCUCUUUGAUUCUUCCCAAAGUGAAUUCCUAGACUGGUCUAAGCGCUUUAACAUUAUAGUUGGAAUUGCUCGCGGACUUCUUUAUCUUCAUCAAGAUUCUAGACUAAGAAUCAUUCAUAGAGAUAUGAAAGCAAGUAAUAUUCUUCUUGAUAGCGACUUGAAUCCAAAAAUUUCAGACUUUGGUGUAGCGCGAAUGUUUAGUGGAAAUCAAACAGAAGGGAAUACCAAAAAGGUGGUUGGAACAUAUGGAUACAUGGCUCCAGAAUAUGCAAUUGAUGGGCUAUUCUCUAUCAAAUCUGAUGUCUAUAGCUUUGGUGUACUAUUAUUGGAGAUAGUAACUGGAAAGAAAAACAGGGGAAUUUUCUUUCCAGAUCAAGGAUUCAAUCUAUUAGGACAUGCGUGGAAAUUGUGGAAAGAGGACACUCCAAUGGAAUUAGUUGAUGCUACUUUGGGUGAAACCUUUACCAUAUCAGAAGUACUACGCUGCAUUCACGUUGGUCUUCUAUGUGUGCAACUACAUCCAGAGGAUAGACCAAACAUGGCAUCAGUGAUUUUCAUGUUAAGCAGUGAAAACAAUUUGCCACAACCUAAGGAACCCGCUUUUCUGAUUGAAAGGAUGAAGAUUGCUGGAGAAUCUUCAACUAGCAAUGAAAUUAAGACUUCAACAAAUGAAUUAACUGUGACACUGCUAGAGGCUAGAUAGAGUUGUUUUAGCAUACUUUUGUGUCAUGUAAGUUCAGUAUUCUAUUUACUCCACAGUCUUCAUGAGUUAAUGUUCUAUCUAUAUAGCAUAUAGCCCAUUUUGUCUCAGGAAAAACAUCAUACAUAUACUUUUCUUGAAUUGGUUGAAGACUUAAAGUAAUAUGAUGGAUAGUUCUUUCAAAAUUUAAUCACAAUUUCACGUUUCA